UCUCUGUGCGACGCGCAGGGUCGAGAGGUAUUGUCACUGCUGUGAGCUGCAAUCCUAGGACAGCGGGCGCUGGUGUCUUUGUCUCAUUGUGCCGUAAGUAGACAUGCGCAAUUCCGACUGACUGCGGCAGCAGAGUGUGGCUGCGCACGCUGCGCCCCUUGUUGCGCUUCCGCUACGAAUGUUCGAGUCCAGUAUCGCCUUGUCGACGACUAUCCAGGCGUCUAUUGAUCAUCUCACACAUACCGUGGAUUCGGGCGUCGUUGCCCAGCGUUGCCCUCUGCUCCAUGGCGCCCCCAUUUCAGCCUGGCAACCACCUUCCCUCGGCCCGUUCCCAAGACAUCAUACACAUGCUAUAAUAGCUUCAAUCCGUCAGGGCAGCGCUCGAGGUCGCACCUCGACUAUCCCGCCCCUUAACUAUGGCCACUACCCUUCCGUCCUUCGUAGAGCUCAUGGCGACCCUGGGUCUCGAGAAUACGCCCGGUUUGCCAGCCCUUCACAAAGAUGCGGUACCCGUCCAAGUCGGGCACCGUGUUCAUCACUCUCGCUCUUCAUCCGCUUCUUCUUCCAGUUCCCUCUCUUCAUCAUUCUCCAAUACCGUUUCUCCACGACGACCCCUCAUACGUCUAGAGGGAUCAUCCGCUACCGAGCGCGGAAACUCACCAUCAGACCGAGACUUAGAUGCGGAGAGGCGUCGCGUUCGUGCGCCCCGCUUCACGCCAUACGCGCCCUGCAUUUCGCACAUGAGAAAGCGCAGUGCUCCCAUCUUCAUUAAGGAAGAGAUGGAGGAAGCACCUGUUCGACCAUUAUCAACAUCACCCUAUUUAUCGCCGACCGUACCUCGGCGUGCGUCGCACAACGCUUUGCGACAGUCGUAUGGACGCCCUCGCAAGCUCGUCCUGUCGCAGUCCGACUUGACUGCGAACACACCAAUAUCCACGUUUGUCCGCCGCAAGACACCACAAGCAUCGCCAACGUCGCCUUCCUUCUCCCAUCGCAUCCGGAAGAGGUCGUGCAGUCCUGUCCAGCCCGUCUCGAUUCCCACCCUCCCUCACGUCUUUCCUCCUCCGGAGACGUGGAAGUACGCCUCUUCGGACACAGAUGACGAAGACAUGCACGAUGCCUAGGCGUGAGCUACGAGUGCAUCACCUAAAGUUUCCAGGCCGCUGUUGCCCUACCCAUACCUCGCUGCACAACGCCGCAACAGGCGGCGUGCUUCGCGUGCCCUCGCU
Molecule: messenger RNA, 1229 nt
Organism: Rhodofomes roseus
Lineage: Eukaryota; Fungi; Basidiomycota; Agaricomycetes; Polyporales; Fomitopsidaceae
Exons: 3
Coding region: 417-1124 (235 amino acids)
Source: RefSeq, a predicted model, not a curated record